AUGCCGCAUGCCAACUUACGAUCAGGAAUACAAGAUGCGCUUCCGGGCGGAGAUUGUGGUGCUGCCGAAGAACGGUCACUUUGCUCUGUCGGCCGCGACCGGAGUGCUUGCCGGCGAUCACGACUGUCCCAUUUCCUGACUACUUGGUUGCAUAUUCCGGGUCAGGUCACGGAGGAGCAGACGAAGUUAGGUCUGGAGAACUGGUUCGAUGAGUACAACGCUCGCGAGCUCCGUCAGAUUUGGGAAGCUAAAACGGCCACGUACAACCAGCUGCGAACGAUGAACAGCAAGCUGGACGACAUGCAGAACUUGCUGAACAAAAUGCGCGAUGGAAUGAACCAGGUGAAGCAGGGCGUGGCGAGCGUUAAGCAGAGGAUGCAACAGUCGCAAUCGCAAGCCAAUGUGCAAUGCCAGAACUGACGGCCUUCCUGAUGACGAUCGUGAUGCACCUGCUGGUAAUAGUCGCGUACAACAUGUAUAGCGUAAGUAGUAACUGCUAUAAUUGUAUACAAAAAUAGUAUACUUAUCAAAUUUUUUAACCUUUUCAGCGAUUGCUGAGCCGCACAGGCAAAAAGUUCUACUAGAGACUAUACUUUCCGGCCAGCUGUCUGUACGCGCCAAGGAUGAUUGCGUCCAGUGCUUUGCGAAGCGGUAUACAAUUGUAGUCGUGAGGAGGCAGCCG
Culex quinquefasciatus (southern house mosquito) is the source of this 682-nucleotide messenger RNA. RefSeq lists its product as uncharacterized. The coding region runs from base 1 to 420 and encodes 139 amino acids. NCBI's taxonomy places the organism in Eukaryota, Metazoa, Arthropoda, Insecta, Diptera, Culicidae. The record is from RefSeq and is a predicted model, not a curated record. The transcript has 3 exons.